UUCUCCUCCCCACAAAGCUUCGUCCAUUUCCGAGAUCAGCCGAACAUCCACGAGGACGAAUUCGCGCUUGCGCCUUCCACUCGAACGUUACUCGAGGACAUAUUUUUCGAUUUUGUACUAUUUCGAGGCUUCGACUCCUUCGAUCGAUAACGUACCGACUUGCCAAUUCACAUUUUAUCUUCAUUUUUUUGUUCAAUCUUUUUCAUUAAAAUACAGGUACAUUAGUUAUUGUAUUAUUAGCAAAUUAUUCGUGCUCUUUCCGAUUGUAAAUUUCCUCCGGUAGAUGUCAGUAUUUUCAAGAAAACGCCUCUUCAUUUCUUAUCAAUCGAUAACGUUCUUCGAUAACGACACCUCGACGAGUCCUCUUCGAGACAAGAUGUUGUAUCGUCGAAUAUUAAAAACAUGUUUUCUCAUGAUCAACAAAAGCACGACAAUGAGUAUUGCGCGCACCGGGAACAACGUUGCGAUGAAUCGUGCUUUUACUAGCAAUUCCUCUACGAAUUCCUCUAAGAAUUGUUCGACCAUUAGGGAGAUCGUUGAAAAAUGGAGUCACCGGUUUGAGAGCGAGGCCAUACCAGAACCCGUUGAAUCGAUCGAGCACAUCGUCGCGCACGUCGUAGCUUUAAAAAAGCUUCUAGAUGUCACAAAUUUUCAAGAUAAACGACUUACGGAAGAUCAAUUGAAGGAGUUAGAGUCACUUUGCGAAUGCAGAUUGUCCAGGAUGCCGGUUCAGUAUAUAAUUGGUGAAUGGGACUUUAGAGAUAUUACCUUGAAAUUAGUUCCCCCCGUUUUUAUUCCACGCCCGGAAACGGAAAUAAUAGUGGAUAUUAUUUUGAAAAGGCUGAGUUAUUUGCAAGAAGCUCAUCAUGAAAUUCUUGAAAUCGGUUGUGGUUCUGGCGCGAUAUCACUAGCAUUGGCACACUCCUCCGACAAGGUUAAAUGUAUAGCAGUCGAUAAUAAUCCGCAUGCUUGCGAUUUAACAAAACAAAAUUGCAGCAAGCUUGGCUUGCGAGAAAGAGUGACCGUAAUGCAGGCAACAUUGGAAGAAGAUGGAACAUUAACAUCAUCUGACAGUACAAAUUUACAAGAUAGAAGUUUCUCUUUUAUCGUUAGUAAUCCGCCGUAUGUGCCAACCAAGGAUAUAUUAAGAUUAGAGCCAGAAAUUAAAAUUUACGAGGAUUUAAGGGCUUUAGAUGGUGGAAUAGAUGGACUGAAGAUUAUCAAGCCUCUUAUACAGUACAGUGCCAAGGCAUUGAAGCCAGGAGGUCGUCUCUUUAUCGAAGUAGAUCCAGUACAUCCCGAAUAUAUAAGUUUCUUCGUGAAAAAAUACGAUACUCUAAAGCUGCAUUACGAGCAUACUUAUAAAGACUUUUGCAAUAACGAUCGAUUCGUCGAAAUAUCUAAGAUUGUGUAAAAAUACGUUAUUCGUUCUGAUAUUCGUUUAAACGGAGAAACACUUUACUCGUUAUAUACGCCAUGUUUUAUAAUUUUAUCCAUGAUAUCAAACAUUGUUAGGUAUUAUCGUAUUUAAAUACAAUCAACAAAGUCUUAUUACUCGUUGAUCAAAUUCUAUGAUAUUUUAAUCGUAAAACGUAUUCCAUCACGACAGUGUUUCGAUAGCUGUCGGUCGUCAAUUGAAAAUUACUUACAAUCAUUUACGUGAUAGAUCGAAUUAUGGUAUUUACAAUGAUACAUGUUUCAAAUUGAUCAAGAUAAAAUGAAAGUUAUAUUAAUCGAUUAAACCUAAUGAACAAUCUUGUGUAUUAUGUUUUAUGCUGGCAUAAAUACAAAUGCGUAAUGUGUGCUAA
This is a messenger RNA of Polistes canadensis, 1808 nucleotides long. It is a transcript of the gene HemK1, whose product is annotated as hemK methyltransferase family member 1. Gene Ontology annotation, biological process: protein methylation. Gene Ontology annotation, cellular component: mitochondrion. The record is from RefSeq and is a predicted model, not a curated record. Bases 284 to 1414 code for a protein of 376 amino acids. The transcript is spliced from 5 exons. NCBI's taxonomy places the organism in Eukaryota, Metazoa, Arthropoda, Insecta, Hymenoptera, Vespidae. Gene Ontology annotation, molecular function: protein methyltransferase activity; nucleic acid binding.